Trichomonas vaginalis G3 is the source of this 331-nucleotide messenger RNA. RefSeq lists its product as uncharacterized. NCBI's taxonomy places the organism in Eukaryota, Parabasalia, Trichomonadida, Trichomonadidae. The record is from RefSeq and is a predicted model, not a curated record. The annotation marks the transcript as partial. The transcript has a single exon.
AUGUCUAGCGAUUUCGCUAUCUAUAUUCGAGACAAGCUUUUCGACAGCAAAACAUCUGUCGACCAUAAAAUCUUACAUAGUGUAAACAAGAAAGGGGAAUUUGUUCUAAAGUUCUGUUUCUGGGAAUAUGACAAGAACCAUAAAACAUUACAAAGAGCAGUCUUAAAAUUUGUCAAUGACAGACUUGUUGACAGAGAUGACGCCGAUUGGAAAGAUGAAGUCCAACAAAAGUUCUUAGAAUGCAAAGAAGGCACAUGCGCUGUUCUUGAAGAUGAAAUAGAAAACAGAAUAGAAGAGCUAUUAAAGGACAAAGAACUUUUACAUAAAUAUG